This is a messenger RNA of Penicillium digitatum Pd1, 2676 nucleotides long. RefSeq names its product putative regulatory protein Ral2. Gene Ontology annotation, cellular component: cytosol; mitochondrion. The record is from RefSeq and is a predicted model, not a curated record. Gene Ontology annotation, biological process: cell redox homeostasis. NCBI's taxonomy places the organism in Eukaryota, Fungi, Ascomycota, Eurotiomycetes, Eurotiales, Aspergillaceae. Gene Ontology annotation, molecular function: protein binding.
AUGAUGUCGCGAAGUCAGUCGAGUUUGGGAUACAUGGAUUCAGGGCGAGAGGACUCUGCGCCGGGGGGCUCUCCGUCCCUUAACCAGCAGUCUGCCUCUGGGCCCAUCAAUCUCUCUGGUCUGGUAUGCAAUGUGCGGCGAACGUCCGGCAAGGAACCUCGUCCGCUCGUCGGUGCCACUACGACCAUCCUGGGCGAUAAGCUAUAUGUGUUCGGAGGCCGGAUCCUCUCGCGCAGUCGCCCUCAACUCACCUCCGACCUUUACGAACUGGACUUGAUUCGACGACAUUGGACGAAAGUUGAGCCCGCUGGAGAUGUUCCACCGCCGCGGUACUUCCACAGUGUGUGUGCGUUGGGGGAUAACAAGUUAGUCUGUUAUGGAGGCAUGUCACCCGCACCGAGUACAAGGGACCCCGAAAACCCCGCGGAACCGCCAUCGCAGUCGCAAUCGGAAGUCGUGGUCAUGUCGGAUAUUCACAUCUUUGAUGUGCCAUCGCGGGUGUGGACUCGUGUUGCUGCCCAUGAAUCUCCUCAGGGGCGCUAUGCACACUGUGCUACGAUUCUUCCGUCGAGCGCUUGCUUCACAUCUGCUAGUGCACCACUGUCCGCCAUCCACAAUAAUCCUGAAUCUUCCACUCAUCAAGGCACACUUGGCGUGGAUAUUGACGGCUUUGGAGGUGCAGAGAUGGUGGUGGUCGGAGGCCAGGAUAGUUCCAAUCACUACAUCGAGCAAAUCAGUGUUUUUAACUUGCGGAGUCUCAAGUGGACCAACACUAGCCCCCUGGGAAGGAGCUGCGGCGCUUAUCGCAGUGUUGUAGCUCCUCUGGUGGAAAUGGAUGUCUCUGAAAUUGGGUCCUCAGCUCCAGACCGCGAUCAACACGAGCCGAUUCAAGGUAGCACUGAAUCGCCAGGUUGCCCUAUGCUGAUAUACUCCAACUAUAACUUCCUCGAUGUCAAGCUGGAGCUGCAAGUGCGCCUGCCGGACGGACGCCUUGUCGAACGACCGAUGCAGAGCCAAGCGUCUCCCCCGGGACUACGUUUCCCUAACGGUGGCAUUAUCAACGGCCACUUCGUUGUUAGUGGUACCUACCUGACUUCAUCGAAGCAGGAAUAUGCGCUGUGGGCUCUCGACCUAAAGACAUUGACUUGGGGCCGUAUUGACGCCGGAGGGUCAGUGUUUGGACAAGGUAGUUGGAACCGAGGAGUGCUUUGGCCUCGACGAAAUUCUUUUGUGAUUCUUGGACACCGGAAGCGAAGCCUUGUUGAUGAUUACAAUCACCGGCGAAUCAACUUCUCGAACAUCUGUCUAGUCGAGCUAGAGGCCUUUGGACUCUAUAACAAUUCCUGCCGCACUUCUCCAACCUCUGGAUAUACGUCUUAUAGCUCCUCUUCUGUUCCAGCAUCUCUGCAGAAGAAACUAAUGCAGUUGACCUCAGGUGGACGGCCAUUGUCUGCCGCAUCCAAUGAGCUAGGCAAGCUCGCGCAAUCUUUGUCGGAAAUGGGAGACAUGGAUUUGCAGGCUGUGGGGGGAGAACGUAUCUCUGUCAACUCCCGCCUGCUGACUCGGCGCUGGGGUCCUUACUUUAUCCAACUCCUCCGCGAGUCGUCGGAAGGAGGUAUUGCAGAUAUCGGGACUCUUCGUUCAUCCCAGAUACACCCGAGCCGCAACUCGAGUAUCACCAUUACUCCCUCGAUAGGUUCUGAUACAACCACUCUUGUCAACCAGUCUGUCUAUUCGAAAAAUCUGCUUGAGAACCUCGAGAUUCCAUCUGCUCACAGCCUCGCCCCAACCUCCCGACCGCGUGUGCUGUACCUUCCCCAUACCAUUUUAACUCUUCAGGUGCUGGUUCAUUACCUUUACACAUCAGCCCUCCCACCUGCAGGUACCUCGCUUUGCACCCCACAAAUUCUCUGCUCGCUACUACAACUCGCACGUCCGUACCAGAUCGACGGACUACUAGAAGCCACAGUCGAAAGACUCCAUCAAGUCCUCGAUGGGCGCAACGCAGCAGCUGUAUUCAACGCAGCUGCCAUGGCUGCUGGCGGUGGUCGCGGUACUGGAUUCAAUGGUGGACCAGGAGGUACACUCGAGGCUCUGAAUGGAGCUUAUACUGGGCACAAUGGCACUACGCCCACAAUUGGCGAUCAAAGCAACUCCCAACACGGUGCACUCACACCGUACUCGUCCGACACAGAGCACGGCGCUGCCUCCGCGUCGGCAGCGAGCAGCACGGGCGAUGUUUCAAACUUCGCUCGAUGCAUUCCAUCUCUUCGCAUCGACACCAGUGUCUCCCAACAUCCUCGCAAGCGCAGCACCCAUCGCGACCGCGAGGAUUCUGUUAGCAACCCAAGCACAGCGACAUCUGCGUCCAGCGCUAGUUUCAGCCAGUCCGACUCUGAGUGGGUCAGCGGCGACGACAGCCGCUCGCAGUCCCGCUCUGCCCGUCACCGCCGUGACGCAGACGCCAAGUCGCGUCGUCCCCAACGUGAGCUCUGGACUGGUGAUUUAAGCAGUGUUAUCGGUCUUCAGAAGCGUGGCUUGCGUGGUCUCAUGGAGGGCCGUCGCAUGCGCGAGCGUAGUUCGAAGCCUGCCAGCAAUGGCAGUAACUCGACAUCUAUGCCACAGUCGGCUGGCUCAGGCGAUCAGCACGUUCCUUUACAAGGAGUUGCUAGUUGA